AAGUGGCCCUGGGUCGGCCUCCUUCUUGUCCCCUCAGCCUGCCCGCCCCGAGGCCGGGUCCUCAGCUGGCGGCGGUGGCGGCUGGGCCUGUCGCGGAGCGUUCUCUCUGCCCGAGUCCUGGGCCUGGGGGAACAGAGCGGUGAGGGAGCGACGCCCGGCCUGGCCCAGCCCCGGUCCAGCCCCGGCUUUCCCGGGGCCUGUGACGGUGGCCACAGGCCUCGCCGCGCCCACCCCAGCCUGGGGCGGGGCACGACCUCCCCGCCCGCGUCCCCGCCCCUUCUGCCUGCCCAGCGCCUGGGCAUUCCCUUCAGCCCAGCGGCGGCGUAACCGUCUCGCCCCUCCGGGACUCGGCAGUCCCCUGGCUCCGGCCGCUGGGGAACAUGGAGUUUGCGGAGCUGAUUAAGACCCCACGGGUGGACAAUGUGGUGCUGCACCGGCCUUUCUACCCGGCCGUCGAGGGGACCUUGUGUCUUACUGGCCACCACCUGAUCCUGUCUUCCCGGCAGGACAACACGGAGGAGCUGUGGCUCCUCCAUUCAAACAUCGACGCCAUCGACAAGCGGUUUGUGGGACCACUGGGUACCAUCAUCAUAAAAUGUAAGGAUUUUCGAAUUAUUCAGUUGGAUAUUCCUGGAAUGGAGGAAUGUUUGAAUAUAGCCAGUUCCAUUGAGGCAUUGUCUACCCUGGACUCCAUCACUCUGAUGUACCCUUUCUUUUACCGGCCCAUGUUUGAAGUGAUAGAAGAUGGCUGGCAUUCUUUCCUUCCUGAGCAAGAGUUUGAACUCUACUCUUCAGCUACCAGUGAAUGGAGGUUAAGCUAUGUCAAUAAGGAAUUUGCUGUUUGCCCCUCUUACCCACCAAUUGUCAUAGUGCCCAAAGCCAUCGAUGAUGAAGCUCUUCGGAAGGUAGCUACGUUUCGACAUGGAGGACGCUUCCCAGUACUCAGCUAUUAUCAUAAAAAAAAUGGAAUGGUUAUUAUGCGAAGUGGUCAGCCACUCACUGGCACAAAUGGGAGACGGUGCAAAGAAGAUGAGAAGCUGAUAAAUGCUACCCUCAGGGCAGGAAAGCGUGGCUACAUCAUUGACACCCGACCUCUAAACGUAGCUCAGCAAGCUAGAGCCAAAGGAGGCGGCUUUGAACAAGAAGCUCAUUAUCCCCAGUGGAGGCGGAUUCAUAAGUCCAUUGAGAGGUAUCACAUUCUUCAGGAGAGCUUAAUCAAACUCGUGGAAGCUUGUAAUGACCAAACACAUAACAUGGACCGAUGGCUCAGUAGAUUGGAGGCCUCCAACUGGCUGACUCACAUCAAGGAGAUUCUGACAACUGCCUGUCUGGCAGCUCAGUGUCUCGACAGGGAAGGAGCAUCCAUACUGAUUCAUGGAACAGAAGGAACUGAUUCCACACUCCAGGUUACCUCCCUGGCCCAGAUUAUCUUGGAACCAAGAAGCAGGACCAUCCGGGGCUUUGAGGCCUUGAUAGAGAGAGAGUGGCUUCAGGCUGGUCACCCAUUCCAGCAGCGCUGUGCACAGUCGGCCUAUUGUAAUAGUAAGCAGAAGUGGGAGUCGCCUGUAUUUCUUCUCUUCUUGGACAGUGUGUGGCAGAUACUUCGUCAGUUCCCUUGUUCAUUUGAAUUUAAUGAGAAUCUCCUCAUCAUGCUCUUUGAGCAUGCAUAUGCCUCACAGUUUGGAACAUUUCUGGGCAACAAUGAAAGUGAAAGAUGCAAGUUGAAGCUACAGCAGAAAACGAUGUCUCUAUGGUCUUGGGUCAACCGGCCCAGUGAACUGAGUAAGUUCACCAACCCUCUCUUUGAAGCCAACAAUCUUGUCAUCUGGCCUUCAGUUGCUCCACAGAGUCUUCAGCUGUGGGAGGGUAUUUUUCUGCGUUGGAACAGAUCUUCCAAGUAUUUGGAUGAAGCAUAUGAAGAAAUGGUUAACAUCAUUGAAUAUAACAAGGAAUUACAAGCAAAAGUAAAUAUCCUUAGGCGGCAGUUGGCAGAACUGGAGACUGAAGAUGGGAUGCAGGAGAGUCCCUGAAUUCCAGAUCCCCUGCAGCCCUCGGAGGACCAUCAGGACUGGUAUCCCAUCUCUCUCUCCCUUGCCCUUCAGUUCACUUUCACACAGUAGCCUUAAACUUAAGGCUUUAGAUGUGAGAACCUUCUAAUAUAAUGGACUCCUCAAAACUUUAUGAAUGGAACUUACUAUAAUUAUUCAUGUUUCAUGUGGCCUGUUAGGCCUCUUCACUUUGGGAGCAGGAAGGAGGUGCUAGUCAUUUUAUUUUACAUGAAACAAGUGACCUAUUUAAUGCCAUUUGUGUUAUAUGCCAUUUCACCCUAAGCUUUUCUCUGCAUCCACUUUCCAAACAGUGCUCCAGACCAGUCAAGAAUAUGAUUAAACUCUUAGGGAAUAUAUGUUAGUUUAAAAAAAGGAUCAGACUUUGAAGCACUCCAAAUAUAGAAAUAUUUUUCAAACCUGAAAUGGUUGAGAAACGAAGAAUUUUGUGUUUAACAUACCAUUUCCAAUACCUUUGCCACAUAAAAAAGCCAUUCUCUUUAAAACAGUUUUGGACUGACAGAGCUGAAUCCAUCCUCAUUCUGAUUUGUCAAGAAAACAAAAGCUGAAUAUUUAUUCAAGGUAAAUUAUUUUUACGUAAAGGGCAACAGCUAUAGUCCUCUGAUAUUUACAUUAAGAAGAAGUAAAUUUAUUGUAACAGAUACUAAAAUAUGUGCAAUAUAGAAAUAAAGUAGGAAUUUGUUACUGAUAAGGUAUCUUUAGUGUUGAAUUGGUUUUCAGGGUUUUGACACACAUGUUAAAUGUGUGUCAAAUGCUGGAUGUAAUGUUAAACCGUCAUUUAGAAUAGAUGUUAAUUUGUUAUGAUUAAGCUACAAAUACGGUUUCCUUAAACCAGAGAUGCACCGCCCUUGUCUGAAGUUCUUAUUGCACUGGUUUAUGUAUGGAUAUGUGUGUUUUAUUAUGUUUUGUUUUAUUUUUAAAUAUUCUAAGAGUUCACUAAUACUAAGGUUAAAAUUUUCUUAUUGUCUUGAGCCUUUUGAACAUUUAUCUUGACUGCUGAUAUUUCCAUUAUAUGCUAGGCAAAUAAUAAUUUAAGUGGAGGUGAAAGUUUAUGAACGUGAUGCAGCUAUGUUUUAAACUUCAGAAGCCAAUUUGAAAUGUUUCAAUGUUACAGAAACACUGACGACUAUAUUUAUGUGCUAUGCUGGUUUAUGCCUGCAAUUCUAAAAUUUGUGGUUUGGUGCUUUCCUUAUACAUUUUUGUUUUGUGGCACAGGUCAUUUUAACAGAUACUGUCAAUUCUAGUUUUCCUUUAAAAGGAUAGUUGAAGGGCAGUCUUUAAUACCAUUUCUAUCCCAUCUAUAUAUAACCAUUUCAUUGUAAAACACACCAAAACUGAACCCUGCUUUAGGGCUAUGUAUUGAGUUAAAAUUUUAAUUCUUCAAAAUCAACUGUAGGAAAAUCUAUGGCCACAUUCAGAAGCCUUAAAAAGUGGCAAAUACUUUCUAUCUCCAGCUGCCCAAACUUUUUUUUUUUUCUGUUUCCUCAGACUUUUAGCAAAAGGCUAGACAGCAAUCCACAGAGCUCUCUUUUGGUAAAUUAGUCUGCUUUCUCCUCUAAGCCCAGUUUUAUUCGUGACCUGUUUUGUUGGCUAUAGUUAUGAAUCUUGGGGCAUUAAAGCCCUCACCUAAAGGCUAAUAAGGCAAGGAGCAAAGAAGGUGUACUUUCUUGCUGUAGACAUCUGUGUGAAAUGUCUAUAUUAAUUUUUUAAAAGAGGAAACACCCCAGCAUUUUAUGGAUCCUUAAAAUUGAAGAAGGCGCCUUUUUCUUCUCAGUUAACGGCCCCAUAAGGAAAACCAUAUAGAGAUUUUCUUUUAGUGAUUCUUUAGAAGUGACUCUCACUGGUAAUAUUAAUUGGCCAUAAGGCUUCUGUGGGUGGAAACUUUGGAGGGAUUUUUUAUUAGCUUUGGUCAUGGAGAAAUUGUACGCCAUCAACUUAUAACUGUCUUCCUGAUGAACAUUUUAUAUGUGAGCCAGAUUACAGUAAUAGCAUAGUGUUUCAAUUUCUUUUUCUUUCUCUUAUUGAGACAGCAAUCAUAAGCUGUUUGGACAAGUUUGUGUUUUAGUGUUAAUUUAUAAUUAGGGAUUGUCCAAACCUCAGUUCUGUUUACAGGGUGUAAAAACAAACUUUGGUAUCAAUACAAUUUCAAAGGGGUCAUCUAAUAAGACAAAUACUAAGGUUUCCACAAACCUGAGAACUCUGUCAAAGACAAGUGCUUUAUCAAUAUAAUUUGAAGAGGGUUUUUAGUAAUACUAUUAAGUUACUUAUCCCUUGGAUGAAAAGAAUAAUUACAGUGGAUAUACUUAAGAGAAGCUACUUAUUAAAGGUUAAGUUUGGAGAAUUGUCUUUGAUAAAUAUGGCUUUAAAAACUUUAAUGAAGAGAAUGAUGGCCAAAUUAGUGAGCAUGCAGAUUACCCCAUUACAAGCCAAUAAUAAAGUGAGAUAUAAUCAAGUUCAUGUACAUUAUUGUGAAGGCUGGUUUACAUUUUUGGAAUGCAAAAAGUAAGCCCCACAAAGAAUAUUUUUAAAAUAUUGCUACAGUACAAGGAUCCUUAGAUUUAAAUUAAUAAUUUUUUAAAAAUUAGAGGAACAUAGUUUGUUAUAUAAAAAUGCUGAAACUUUUUGGGUGGUCUAAGACUUCUCAGUAGUUUGACAUUUUUCAUUUUGAUUUUAUUAAAUGGGAAGAAAACAAGCAGAAAUUACAAAAUCUUACAGAUUUAAGACACCUAUAAAUUUGUUUUAUUUGUAAGAAAACUUAGGCCUUUGAAGCAAGUUUUUAAAGUGAUUUUUGGGAAAACUUUGGAAGACGAUAGAUAGUCAUUUAAGAUCCGUAUGGAGAAUUUUAAAACUUUUCUUUGAAUUCUAAAGCCUGAUUUUGUAGAGGUGAUAUGUCACUGCUUUUCAUUUUAAAGGAUGAAAAUUUAGUGAGAUUUUAGUCUUUGAUUCAGUCAGUAUUUAUGUUAAAUAAAAAAGUCAAUAUAUGGAAAAGAUUUGACCAGUAAUUGUCUCUUGAAGUGAAAAACGGGGAACAUUUUGCUGCAUUUAAAAAUAAUCUGCUUAAAGAUAUAACUCUUAAAGUUAUCUGGUUUCAAGAUUAGUUUUGUUUUUUUUGUUGUUGUUGUUGUUUUUGUGGUACGCGGGCCUCUCACUGCUGUGGUCUCUCCCGCUGUGGAGCACAGGCUCUGGACACGCAGGCCCAGCGGCCCACAGGCCCAGCUGCCCCGCGGCACAUGGGAUCCUCCCGGACCGGGGCACGAACCAGCGUCCCCUGCAUUGGCAGGCGGACCCUCAACCACUGCGCCACCAGGGAAGCCCCAAGAUUAGCUGUUUUAAUUGUUAGUCUUAACUAAGUCAUCAGGUUCACUUACUAUCAGACCUUAACCUGAGACACAGUUUUGGUAUUUACCCAUAUCCAGAUUUAAUGAAUUAAAACAACAUGAAUCUAUUAGGAGCACUCUUUAUCAGAGAGGUAUUUCCUGGACAAAAAAUGGGCAAUAUUUAAAACAGUUAGUCCCCUGGUUCUGGAAGCUUUGAAAUUUAUGAAUGAAGUCAUUCAUUCAGUACCUCUGAUACAGGUUUAUCCUAUACCUCAGGACAACAGAGAUUAAUUAUUUCUUAUUCUUUAACAUGGCUCAAAUCUUUCCCCUCCAGAGCUGGUACAAUAUGUUAUUAUAGGUAGUAUUUUUGUGUAAUUCACCAUCUUAACAAAAAACAGUAAAAGACUGGUUUCUACAUUAAUAUCUAUUCUCAGAUGGUAUGAAAUGCUAAUUUUUGUUUUCUUGAAUAAAACAACUUCUGCCUUCACUCAGUCCUUAUAAUCUAGUGUCCACAGCAUUUUCUUCCUUUAAACCAAAAGCCCAGAAGAGACCUUCUGAAACUCUAGGGCUAGGUUUUAGAAAGUCUGAACUUGUAAUCUAAAUUCCCUUUAAAAUAAACUAAUGUCCUAUUUUUGAACUGCAGUGCAGAACUGUAGUUUCUGCUUAAUUAAUGAAAAAUAACGGGGCUCACUGCAGACACUACAUUGUCGUGGAAAAUACUUCAUGAUGAGAGCUUACUGUCUUCUAGGGCCAUUCUGUUUAUCUGUGAGUAUACAGAUUAAAUAUAUUUGUGAUUUAUAAUAAAAACAAGUUGUGCAACACUGCCUGUGUCUCUCUGCCCAAGACAUUUGCUUCACUUUUUCAAAUGCAUGUAUUUUUGGAGAGGUGGAUUAUUCUACACAAACACACCCUGAGUUCUGCUUUUUAGAAUCCUUAUAGAUCUAUUAUCAUCUACACUGAAAGUGUUGUACUUGCACAACUUAGUU
Molecule: messenger RNA, 6369 nt
Organism: Lagenorhynchus albirostris (white-beaked dolphin)
Lineage: Eukaryota; Metazoa; Chordata; Mammalia; Artiodactyla; Delphinidae
Gene: MTMR9
Product: myotubularin related protein 9
Exons: 10
Coding region: 381-2030 (549 amino acids)
Biological process (GO): negative regulation of autophagy
Source: RefSeq, a predicted model, not a curated record